ACGCUCAACGUGCACGUCAUCCAGUCCCGCAAUCUAAGACCACGUGACAUCAAUGGCCUAUCAGAUCCAUUCGUCAAAGUCUACCUACUUCCUGGUCGCGGCCAAGAGAACAAGCGUCGUACCCGUCACAUCUCGCGGACGUUGAACCCGGAGUGGCACCAGACGCUGAUGUUCCAGAACGUGGCCCGGGGAGAGCUGCAGAACAAGGUGCUGGAGAUCACACUGUGGGACUACGACAGGUUCAAGACCAAUGAUUUCCUGGGGGAGCUUAUCCUGGAGCUAUCAGAGGAGGGUUUCCUUGACAACAAACCACACUGGUACCCUCUAAGAGACCACGUACCUUGUGCCAGUUUUGAACUGCCAAAGUCGAGCGUCCCGCCUCCCUACCAUGCCAUUGAUGCCAUAGAACCACAGGAACCGCCACAAGAACUGUCAAAACCCAGCAAAAGAAGCAACGGACGCUCAAAGAAACACGGGUCUGGGGAUCACCAUGGGUCCGACUCGCAGAUGGGGCCCAGAAGAAGAUCCCUAGGGACACUUAACGAUGACCCACAAGAAUGUCAAGCGCCGUCUCCAAGACAUCAUCGCAAGGCUGCUUCCGCUACGUCAUCUCCGGUUCCUAAACGACGGUCACGUGACUCGAAAUCUCCGAACAACCGCUCAAAUGGUGUUCCACAUAGGUGCGAGGAAUCAACAAGCCCUGUAUACGUGGAAAUUGAAAGUAUACCCGCUAAGAUUGACUAAAUAAAUACUUGUGAAACUUGAGUUGUUGAUAUUUACUAGACGUCUAGCAGCAGAGUGAACGGAUAGCUUGUUUCUCAUGGGUGUAUAGGUACCAUCUAUGGGCUAGAUGUAGAUAUUCGACUAGAAAGCGGACUAGAUAGAAUAAUAUCAUGGACAUAGUUUCAGCAAGUGCCAAAUUUAUCAGUGUAUGGGUGUAUGACUUCAUUAGUGUUCCUGAGGUCAAGGUCAUCAG
Molecule: messenger RNA, 976 nt
Organism: Haliotis rubra (blacklip abalone)
Lineage: Eukaryota; Metazoa; Mollusca; Gastropoda; Lepetellida; Haliotidae
Product: protein piccolo-like
Exons: 9
Coding region: 169-744 (191 amino acids)
Biological process (GO): regulation of membrane potential; positive regulation of synaptic transmission; regulation of synaptic plasticity
Cellular component (GO): presynaptic membrane; cytoskeleton of presynaptic active zone
Molecular function (GO): small GTPase binding; transmembrane transporter binding
Source: RefSeq, a predicted model, not a curated record